AUGGCGAACCAAACGCAGAACAGAAAGCAGAAUCAGAAGCAGAACAGAAACGCCGGCGGCGCCCCGCCGGCACCGAACGCCGUUGUUCAAGACGGAGAAGAGUUCAGGCUCCGGGAGACGGCGCCGCUGCUCGGCGGCGGCGGGAAUGAGAGGCAGGCGACGGCGUUUGACCUGGUGGAGCAAAUGCAGUUUCUGUACGUGAGAGUGGUGAAGGCGAAGGAGUUGCCGGCAAACGAUCAUUCCCCUCACCCUUUUGUGGAAGUGAGGAUUGGGAACUUCAGGGAGCUCACUCGCCAUUAUAAGAACAAUCCCAAUCCUGAGUGGAACCAGGUUUUCACUGUUCUUAAAGACCAGAUUCAGACCACAGUGGUCGAGAUUUCCGUGAGAGAUAAAGAAAUCAGCGAGGGAGAUGAUGUUAUAGGAAUGGCGGCGGCGUUUGAUGUCUCCGAGGUUCCGACCAGGGUCCCACCAGACAGCCCCCUGGCGCCGCAAUGGUACAGGCUCGAGAGCAAGACAGGGGAAAAGGUGAAAGGGGAGUUAAUGUUGGCUGUUUGGAUAGGAACUCAAGCAGAUGAGGCGUUUCCAGAAGCAUGGCACAUGGAUGCCACUAUAGUGAGUGCUGAAAAUGUUGCUAAUAUAAAGUCCAAAGUUUACUUAUCUCCCAGGCUAUGGUACCUUCGAGUUAAUGUGAUUGAGGCACAGGAAUUACAGCCAGGAGACAAGAACAGGCACCAUCCCGACGUUUUCGUGAGAGCUUGGUUGGGGGGUGUGGCCUUAAGGACUAAAAUUUCUCUCACCAAGAACACAUCCCCAUCCUGGAAUGAGGAUUUGAUGUUCGUGGUGGCCGAGCCCUUCGAGGAAGAUUUGAUUUUGACAGUGGAAGAUAAAGUGGCAGCAAACAAGGAUGAAGUUCUGGGGAAAUGUGUGGUGUCUUUACAGACUGUGGAGAAAAUGGUGGAUUUUAAGGUUCCAGUUAGCAGGUGGUAUGGUUUGGAGAAGAAUGAAGUGGGGGAGAAUGGGGAGAUCAAUGUGGUCGGUUUACCCGGGAGGGUUCAUUUAAGGUUGUCUUUUGAUGGCGGGUACCAUGUUCUUGAUGAGCUGACACAGUACAGCAGUGAUUUCAAGGCCACUGCCAGACAGCUCUCCAAGCCUCCCAUUGGAGUUCUUGAAUUAGGGAUCUUGAGUGCCCAGGAUUUGACCUCCAUGAAGAACAGGGAUGGCCAUGGAACCACAGACGCCUACUGCGUGGCGAAAUAUGGGCAGAAAUGGAUCCGAACGAGGACAAUCCUAACCAGUUUUAACCCGAAAUGGAACGAGCAGUAUACCUGGGAAGUCUUUGAUCCUUGCACUGUUAUCACAAUCGGGGUUUUCGAUAACCAACACCUUCAGGGUCCAGGCAAGGGUGGAGGAGGAUCAAUGGAUCAGAAAAUUGGGAAAGUUAGAAUCAGGUUGUCGACCCUUGAGACUGAUAGAGUUUACACCCAUUCUUAUCCCCUCAUAGUUCUAUCCCCUUCUGGGGUAAAGAAAAUGGGGGAAAUCCAGCUUGCUGUGAGAUUUUCGUGUGCUUCGUUAUACAACAUGCUUUCGGUUUACUCCAAACCUCUUUUACCAAUUCUGCAUUACCUUCAUCCCUUGACUAGUUACCAGGUGGAGAAUUUAAGGCAUCAGGCUACUCACAUUGUUUCUAUGAGGCUGAGCAGGGCUGAGCCGCCACUGAGAAAAGAGGUUGUGGAGUAUAUGCUCGAUGUGGGGUCGAACCUAUGGAGUGUGAGGAGAAGCAAGGCGAAUUAUCUCCGGAUUGGCUCGAUUCUGUCCACCAUAGCUUCGGUCUGCAUAUGUUUCAACCGUGUUUGCAGCUGGAGAAACCCUGUCAUUACAGUUUUGGUUCAUUUCUUGUUCUUGAUUUCUGUGUGUUUCCCGGAGUUCAUCUUGAGCUCGGUGUUCAUGUAUCUCUUCAUGUUCGGGGUUUACAAGUACAGGGCUCGGCCUAAGCACCCUCCCCACAUGAACAUUUCGUUGUCCCAGGCUGACAGGGUGCACCCUGAUGAACUCGAUGAGGAAUUUGAUACUUUCCCGACGUCUAAGCCCGGGGAUGCUGUUAAAAUGAGGUAUGACAGGCUGAGGAGCAUUGCCUCGAGGCUGCAGACGCUUGCUGGCGACAUGGCCACUCAAGGAGAGAGGGUUGGCAGCCUGCUAAGCUGGCGUGAUCCGAGAGCCACAGCUCUUUUCCUCAUUGUUUGUCUGUUUGCUUCUAUACUGUUCUACAUUGUCCCUUUCAAGGUUUUGUUCUUGGCUUGGGGUUUUUAUGCGAUGAGGCACCCGAGAUUCAGGGAGAAGCUUCCUUCUGCAGUUAUUAGCUUCUUCAGGAGACUGCCUGCAAAAUCAGACUCCUUGUUGUAGCUCUGAACUCCAUGUCAUGUUCUUGGAGGGAAUUAUAUUCUUUACAUUUAUAAACUAAGAUGGUUUUGUGAUGUUGUUGGA
Molecule: messenger RNA, 2481 nt
Organism: Ipomoea nil (Japanese morning glory)
Lineage: Eukaryota; Viridiplantae; Streptophyta; Magnoliopsida; Solanales; Convolvulaceae
Product: FT-interacting protein 1-like
Exons: 2
Coding region: 1-2400 (799 amino acids)
Source: RefSeq, a predicted model, not a curated record